Nilaparvata lugens (brown planthopper) is the source of this 4861-nucleotide messenger RNA. RefSeq names its product mucin-22-like. The record is from RefSeq and is a predicted model, not a curated record. Lineage: Eukaryota; Metazoa; Arthropoda; Insecta; Hemiptera; Delphacidae. The transcript is spliced from 4 exons. Gene Ontology annotation, molecular function: protein dimerization activity. The coding region runs from base 95 to 4858 and encodes 1587 amino acids.
AAAUGGCGAGCAGACAAAUACAGAAUACGUACAUAACCUUUUUGUACAAAAAUUAUCAAUAAUUAUUUUUCAAAACUUCGUGUUUAUGAAUUAAAUGAAAGUCAAGAAGAAGGAAAAAAUCAAGAGGAAACAGGAAACCAUCAAGAACAGAGAAUGGGAGCGGGAACGACGUGGCAAGCUGAAUGUGGCGUUUUGCCAGCUGGAUCAGUUGUUGCCAGACUACGACCCGAGUCGGGUCAGGAGCAAGCUGGCCAUCCUCAUGGCUGCCGUGGGCCACAUCACGCACCUCCAUCAGCUGAUGCACACCCUGUCAGCUGGCAAGGGAGGCGCUACCGAACGGGACACUGUCUUCGCUUCAGAGUUGGCACGCCUGCACGACCGCAUAGACACACUGCGGCGACGUUGCCAACAGUUGGCACAACUGCUGCAAAUGGCCGACAUCCCUGUGCCGGCGCCAAGCAACGACAAACUGGCAACACUCCCAACCGGUGGCAAACUGGCAACGUCGCAGCCGCACAUCAAGUGGAACGGCAACAUUGCACACAAAACCGUUCAGCAGCGAAUCAUCAAUAGUCGCAAAGACAAAGCCGAGAAGAAAGAGAACAACCAACUGCUAGAGGUUGGCAGCACUGUAGCUAGCAAAAACCCCCCAAAUUCGAAAACAUCAAGCAUAACUGAAGUGUCAGAAGAUGUGGAACAACCUUCAACCCCAUCCGAUAGCCCUGAAUUGUCCCCUAUAAAAAAAGUGGUCGACCUCUGCAAUACACCUCUAAGGGAACUCACCGGGUUUACCCUGAACAGUGCCUGUGUUUUGGCUUCCUCCUCUACCUCUCCUCCACCUCAUACUCAUCCCUCUUCUUCUCCCUCCUCCUCAAUUUCGUCACCCUCUUCCAGCCUUUCAUCCAAUUCUCCUCUGUGCCCUGGAGAAAUUCUGGAAACUCCAGUUGCCAAGAAUGAUGGUCAGUGUUUGGUGGGAGAUGCAGCAAUUGGGGAACCAGGAGAGAUGACGUCAUAUGUUGCUAAUGAAACCAGUGAUGUGACGUCAUCAAGGAAUGUAGUUGCUAUGGAAACAAAUGAUAUGAUGUCAUCAAGAAAUAUGGUUGCUAUGGAAACCAGUGAUAUGACGUCAUCAAGGAAUGUUGUUGCUAUGGAAACGAAAGAAAUGACGUCAUCAAGGGAUGUGGUUGCUAUGGAAACUAAUGAUAUGAUGUCAUCAAGGAAUGUAGUUGCUAUGGAAACCAGUGAUAUGACGUCAUCAAGGAAUGUAGUUGCUGUGGAAACCAGUGAUAUGACGUCAUCAAGGAAUGUUGUUGCUAUGGAAACCAAGGAUAUGAUGUCAUCGAGUACUGAGAAUGGUCAAGAUCCUAGCAAAUACCCAAUUGGUUUGGAUUCAGGUGGAGGUGGAAAAGUUUGUGACCAAUUAGCAACAACUUCCCAAUCAGUAACUGGAAAUGAAGAUUCAUCAGAAGUAACAGAUAAUCCUAAAUCAUUAGUAGCAGUUACUCCAGGAACGGUAGCAGAUACUAGAACAACAGUAGCAGUUACUCCAUCAACGGCAGCAGUUACUUCAACAUCAAUCUCAUCUACAUCUAGUUUGGAGGCUGCAUCAAAAUCAAUUGAAGUUCCCCUUCAACCUAAUUCCAGUCAGAGUAAUCCAGCAGUAGCAGUUACUACACCAAAAGUAGCAGCUACUCCAUCUUCAUCUGGUUUGGCAACAUCAAAUUCAGUAGAAGUUCCAACUCAACCUAAUUCCUCUUCUGGUAAUUCAACUGUGACAGAAGUUCAAAACAAGGAAACCUCAAGGGCUAAAAGUGAUAAUUCUCAAGGUAAACCAGCAACCAGUGCUGGUAACAGUUCUAUUCCAAAACCAGUUACUGCUAAAACUGUAACAGUUACCACAGCAGGCAACAGUUCCAAUCCAAUACCAGCAACAACAAAACCGGUGACUGUUACCACAACAGGCAACACUCCCAACCAAAUACCAGUUACUGGAACAGUGCAUGUUGUGAAUCCCUACCCGAGUAUCAUGCCAGUAACUGUGACAAACUUUGGCGCUCCAACUGUGAAUCAGUCAAUCAUGAUUGUCCUGCCUGAUGGGCGAGUAGUAACCGUUCCUCAGCAACAGCCACAGUACGUUAUCAAUCAAUCAGUUCCCCACAUGAUCAAUCAAUCGGUUCCUCAAAUCAUCAACCAUCAAUCGCCUACAACUAUUGUGAUUGGAAACAGUGCGCCAGUGAUUGAGCCAAUUGUGUUCAAAGCAGCCGACAGAAUGGCUGUGAACAGGGCUUUUGAAGCAGAUGGGACCACUGUGAAUCGGGCUGGGAAAAAAGGGCAGCAGAAGAGGGUUCUGCUGUCAAAAUGUGCCAACAAAGUCCCGAUACCUCUGGUGGGUACACAGUUUGUGGUGAGAAGGACAGUGGAGAUGCAGGUGAAAGCGAGUAGAGUGGUUGAGAAGCGUCAGAGGAGCAGAAAAGUGAAGAAAACUGUGGUUUCUGCAGAAUCCGCAAAAGUGAAAGAUGUUACCAAGGUGGCUGAAUUUGUUGAAGUCCCAAAAACAACACAAGUAGAGAAUGCAAAGGUUGAUAGAGUUGAAGAAGGUUUGAAACCCAGUGAUGGUAAGAAUACAACAAAUAUCUGUAGAAAUAAAAGUGUGAUGAACAAGGUUGGAAUGGGUGAACAAGAGACAAACAAAGAUAAAUCGGUUGUAAAAUCUAAUGGAAGAAUAGAACAGGAUAAUGGGAAAAAGACAGAGAUCUCCAGGAAUGAAAGUGUAUUAGACAAGGAUGGAAUGAAUAGAAAAAUGAACAAUGAUCAAACACAGUCAUUGGAAAAAUCUGUUGUGAAUAAUACUUCUUCAGUUGGAGCAUUGGGGAACAACAAUAAUUCCACAAGUCAAAGAUUGGAAAACAAAAGUUCUCCAACUAAAGUAUUGGGAGGCAACACCUCUUCAACUGAAGUAUUGGAAAACAAUACUUCCACAACUAAAGUCUUAGAAAGUUUGAGAGGACCUGAAGCAUUGUCUGCUAACCCUGAUAACAUGAUAACUGCUCGAACUGAAACACCAGGGGAUUCAAUCGAACUGACAGAUCAAGACCUGGAUAUGACAACUUUGACUGAUACAGGAACUGGUGUGGAAGGAUCAACAUCAGACAAAACAUCUUCAGUUAGGAUUGAAGAAGGGGAAAGUUCAAAAGCUAUCAAAGAAAUGGAUGAUUCAUCAAGGAAUUUGAAGCUGGCAUCAGGUUUCAAAACUGUUCAAGGGAAAUCAGAAGAUGGUGGUUGUAAUUCAGUGGUAGUGAGCAGCUCGACAAAGUUGAUUGACAAAAAUUGUAGUGUUGAGGUAUCGAUUGGCGAUAAGAAAAAACAAGAGGUUGUAGAUUCUGUAAAGAAAGUCCAGGAAGAUAAAGCCUGCAGUAGUAUGAAGGUAGUGGUCAGUGAUAGCAGGAAGCAAAAGGUUGUUGAAGAUUUUGAAAAGGGAAAUGAGAAUCAGAACCAAAGUCUGGUCGCAGAACAAGGAACACAUCCAGAUGUGAACAAACAUGAUAAUGUGUUGAAUGUUGGGAACAAUGAUGAUGAUGAUUGUAAUGACCAUUUUGGGUUGGAUACAAUGUCUGAUGAUAAUGAUGAUACUGAAAAUGAUGGGCCAAUUCCUAGUUUAUUAGUGGAUAUGCCACAAAUAAAAAGACCAGCUGAUGGUUCAGUAAUGCCACCUGCAAAGAAGUUGAAAACAUUGGACCAACAAAAUCUAUCUGAUGCUCCUGAUAAGGAUUCCAUGCAUGGACAUGUAUUUCAUCAAGAUAAUAAUUCUAUCAUGGCUUCUGUAGAAGGUCCAGUCAACAACAACAUAGAAGAUGUACAGAUGAUCACAGGUUCUACAGAUAUCCCUCACCAAGAAACUCCGGAUCCUUCAUGUUCUCAAGUUGAAAUUCGAAGGCAAUCAAACACAAAUAUUGGCCAAAAGUUGGAAUUGCCCACUAAUAGAAAUUGUUCUUCAAACUAUGGUGUGGAGAAAACAGUGAUGUACCCAAAUGAGAACAAAGAUUGUCCAGUUGUUAACCAGCAACAAGGAAUUGCAUCAUCGGUUUCUAAUCCAGUUGAAAUGAAACUAGUUGGCAAACGUUGUGAAGAAACAGUUGAAUCAACUGUUCUGGGUAUUGGGAACACAUUAAAGAACCCUGUCAAUCAUCAACCACAUCUAGAAAAUGUUGCCAAAAAUAAAGAAACAUUAUCGGACAAGUGUUACACUGGGAACUUGGUUGGCCAAAAUAUUACAGAUAACCAGACUCAGUUACAGAAAACUAAUACAUCUGCAAGUAUGUUGCUUUUACCAGAAGCUGCUUCAGAUAAAUUACCAGACAGUUACCAAACUGGGAAUGUGAGUGAAAACAAUACUGUGUUGGAUGUUCAAAAUUCCAGAAUGGAACAUUAUUUGGGUAGCAUAAACCAGAAGGGAUCUCAGCUACUUGGUUUCCCUGAUAACUCAAGUCAUAGAGAUGCUAUCAAAGACAUUACACCUACAUCAUACCCUUACAUUUCCUCAGUAAAUCCCACCAAUGAUAAUCUAGCAUUGCAAAAAGUGUCAAACUUCAAUAUAUCUUCCACAAUCAAUACAAAUAUGUCAUACCUGUCCAUGACAACAAAUAGUGCUAGAGAAACUGUUCAAAGUAAAAAUACUGAAGAUGAUUUUGGUAGAAAUCCAAGCUUCUCAGAAAAUGGUAUGAUCCCAUCACACGUUGUGAACAAAGUGAGUGGGAGACUUGAAGAAAACAGCACAGUAGCAAAAGAAACUGCAGUAAAGAUGCAAACAAGUAAUCAAAAUGUGAAAAAGAAUGGUGAUAGUUUUGUGGAACAACAUUGAAUC